AUUCUCUCCGCAUUAAUGCAUUCCUCCCAUUGACGCACAUGUGUCAUUCCCUCGACUCGUCCGCUCCUUGGCAUCCAAUCGUCCAUACGUUCAACCCCAGCUUCGAUCAUACUCUCCAACCCACCGUGUUUCCAUCCACACACGUGCAAAUAUAACUGCCGACACGCACUGCAACGGACGACUACUAUACUACUGUACUGACUCAACCGCCCUUGUCGGCGAUCAAAAAGCUUGUUGCUGUUUCUCUGCAUCAGCUUUCAUGCCCCCCUCCUCUUGGCAUUGGAAUGGCCUGAUUCUUGGAUCGCCGCCUGUCAGCCUCAUCGUGAUGGCCCAGCCAAGGACCGAGCAGGCAGAUUGAUCAAUCUCCGGUCGGAUGGCCUGUCCCGCUGCCGGUCGAACCGGCAUCUUGGACGGUCUCUGACGGAGGGGUGGUCAAUCUGCCCGAUCAACCUCCUUGUCCGGUCAACCCCGCCUUCGCCGAAACACCAAAUCGCCGACAGAGCGUCCGAGCUUGGAUGGAGCAUUCAUUCGACCUGCUUGUUUGGCGUUCUAUUGGUCUCGGUCAAAACACAGUUGCCGUCUACGUCAUCGGCUCAACCUUAGACCCGACGAGUCAACAACUAGUUGACUGCUACUCCGAACUCGAGUCUCUGACCCUUUCGCUUUGGAUGGCAUCCAUGACACCUGCGGCGCCCCUCGACCGCUCAGAGGCAACGGUUCGCCCAUCCGUCUCACCAUCAUGCCUGUUGACCAUGGAUGAACCGUUUUCCAUGGUCUUCUCCAUCUCGUCUCUAGCUAACAGACAUGUGAGGGGACGGUGAAUUACGGAGCGCCACCUCCGACCCCUCCUCUAAGUCUACACCGAAGAGGCGUUUAGGGUCACAGACGUACGUCACAGAAGGUGCAAGCAACAAUACGGCCACCGUCUUUCUCCACGGUUUGCCGGUGGUUAAAGCUCUGGGGUUUCCCCCCCUCGCAUCAAUUCGGGUUGCAAAGUUAUCUUGCGACUCUGUCUCGACAAAGCCAUUGUGUGGAGGACGAUGGAGCGAUCACCAGAACCACGGCAUACCCUCUACCUGAGUCGAGCCACAAAUGACGCUUUCAUCAUUAACCUCGUCAAACCCAAUGCGGGUCUCGUCCCCUUGUACAGCGUCAGUCACAAUGCCAAAAUGACCAAGAUGGAAGUGCGGAGGACCAAGUGCGAUGCAAUAUCCACCGAACACCGCCCCGUCGGCUCCAUCAAGACCCGCACGAUACCACCGAGAGUCGACAUGGCCGUCCGGGGCGUCAACUUUAAGAUGAUGCGCAAACAUCCCCUGUCCAGCGCCCUCAGCUUCCGCUUCCUGGGCGCCGGGGAGAUGCGCUGGGAGGAGCUGGGCAAGAAGGGCAGGGGCAUGAGGCUCAUCGACUUCAAUGGCAAGACGCUAGCAUACUUCCGUCCCAAGCUGCACGUACUGGGUGGAGGCGGAGGAGGCGGAGGAGGCGGAGUAGGUUACGGGAGCAGCCCGUCCGCAGGCGGCCUGAAUCUGAAGGGGUCAGAUAUCAACAGAGCCGGCCGGGGUCCCGGCUUCGAGCUGCACGCCGCGCUCGCAGAUCUCGACCUGGACCUGGUCGUCGCGACGGGCUUGGCGGCGGCCGAACACCGUCGGCAGUUGGACGAAAGCUGGGACCUGAUGACCAGCGAGGAGUACGAAUAGA
Messenger RNA from Colletotrichum destructivum, 1698 nucleotides. RefSeq lists its product as uncharacterized. Bases 1041 to 1697 code for a protein of 218 amino acids. Lineage: Eukaryota; Fungi; Ascomycota; Sordariomycetes; Glomerellales; Glomerellaceae. The transcript has a single exon. The record is from RefSeq and is a predicted model, not a curated record.